AUGACCGAUGAGAUGAUAUCUUGGUUCAAUCAGAACACAUUGGAGUACGAGCUAGUGAAAUCAGAUGCAUCUAAUGUGACGAUUAUUGGACGAUUUAAUCCUUUCUUCAUUCUAUUCUUAGGGCUUGCCACAAAUGGUGUAGGACCUUCUCUCACUUCUCCACUAAAUACUGAUUCUGAUUGUCAACUGCCAUUCGCAAUGAGGAAAAAAGGCAACCCAUCGAGCAUUUCAGCUCAAGAAACCCAGACAUCUAACGAAGCAACAGCCAGUGGAGGCUCGCACCAACCCUGUGGCGUUCAUCAGUUGCUGAAGACAGUGAAGGACACCUUGAGAGUGCUGUGCUCAAAGGAUUCCCUUAACUGCAGCUCUGUUCCCCCGGAUGUGGAUCAUCAACAUGCUUCAUCAACCCCAAAUAUCAUUGAGGUUGCUUCAUCUGGCAUAGAAGUGGAAGAUGAUACCCAAUCAGCACUUCAGGAUGCUCAACAAGCUGCAGGGCACAUACAUUCACUUUCGGGAUGUGUGAUAACCGUGAUGUCUGCUGCUCAAGACACACAAGCGGAUCUCACUGCUGCUGAUGGUUUCCAGGACACAUAUCUCAAACCCCUCAAAAUAUUCGAUGAUAUUAUAGGAAAGAUUGUGAAUCUACAUCCAUACACAAAAAUGGCAUUGGGUGUGCUGUCCUGUGCAGCCAAAAUUAUUAUAGCUCAAGCGGAUCGCGACGUAGCAGUACUCGAACUUCUCAAGAAGUUGGGUGAAGUUUACAGCUUCAUAACACAAGAUGAGAUGCUUGGCCAAAUUUCGUCGAUGCACGCUAUCCUUGGAAAGAUUUCUCAGCAGGCUCGUGAAUGUGCACAUUUUAUUAGUAAUUAUUCCAAGAUUAGCAGUUUUUGGAAGAGACUCAAAAAAAACGUCAUCUCGGAAACAACAGAUACAAUCGCAAAGUACAAUGACAUGUUGGAUAGACUCAUGCAAAACUUCCAUGACCAGGUUGCUCGCGAUGUAGCCAUACACAUUCAUGAGAUAGGCACACACAUCCAAGACAUAGCUAUACAUGUCCACCGCACCGAGGAAAUAUUGGACCUCAGCGGAGUGACUUAUGCAGAUGGCGCGGGUUUGAAUACCAGGAAACAAUGCCUUCAAGGGACGUGCACGGAAAUUCUUUCCCAGAUCACGGAAUGGGUCAACAGCACUGGGGACGACAUUCCAUGCAUGCUGUGGCUAUCUGGCCCUGCAGGCAAGGGCAAGUUGGCUAUUGCUCACACCAUCGCUAAAUGGUUCGAAGACGUGGGUGGACUCGGUUCAUGUUACGCUUUUGACCACCAGUGA
Suillus bovinus is the source of this 1326-nucleotide messenger RNA. RefSeq lists its product as uncharacterized. The transcript is spliced from 9 exons. Lineage: Eukaryota; Fungi; Basidiomycota; Agaricomycetes; Boletales; Suillaceae. The record is from RefSeq and is a predicted model, not a curated record. Bases 1 to 1326 code for a protein of 441 amino acids.